This is a messenger RNA of Trichoplusia ni (cabbage looper), 1637 nucleotides long. Its product is annotated as protein ALP1-like. The transcript has 2 exons. NCBI's taxonomy places the organism in Eukaryota, Metazoa, Arthropoda, Insecta, Lepidoptera, Noctuidae. The coding region runs from base 342 to 1520 and encodes 392 amino acids. The record is from RefSeq and is a predicted model, not a curated record.
CAGACAGACAGACAGACCAGACAGACAGACAGAAUUACUUUCGCAUUUAUAAUAUUAGUGGGGAUCUUAAUGUAUCUAUGAAUGAAUAUUCAAGUACCUUUUCAGUUAUUUUAAGAUAAGUGUUUGUUUACAUGGAGUGAGAUAAUAUGAUAGUUUUGAUUGAUAAGCAACAAUACUUUCCAUUGUAUGUAUGUAUGUUCGCCCUUUAUUUCUCUAAGGGCUAUAUUUCACCGGGACACCAUGGCGGCGCAACCAGUUGCGCCACCGUGGUGUCCGUAAGCUACCAAACUGGACACCAUACAGACACCAGAGUCGCCACACCACACUGAGACAGUAUCAAAAUGGACGUUGAAGAGACAGCACUACUGCUGUAUGUACGUAGGAGAAGAGAGUUCAAGAGAAAAAAGAAACAGUGGUGGGUUCAUCCUUAUUUAGCCGAUCGCUGUAAGAAAGGACAAUUCGUCAACAUAUACGCCGAUCUAAGAAGAUAUCCGGAUAAGUUUUUUAAUUAUGUGAGAAUGUCCGUGAGGUCCUUUGAUGAGUUACUGACUUUGUGUGAAAAUGAUUUGUUAAAGCAAGACACAAUAUUAAGAAAAUCAAUCAGUCCUGAAGAAAAGUUGUUUGUAACAUUAAGGUACCUCGCAAGUGGAUGUACGAUGAGAGAAUUGCAUUAUAGCUUUCGUCUAGGACAAACAACAUUAAGCACAAUAAUAAAAGAAGUGUGUGCUGUGAUUUGGGAUAAGUUGCAAACAUGUUUAUCACUUCCGGCUACUGCAAAUGACUGGAUGAAAAUAGCAGAUGGUUUCGAAAAACAUGCCAACUUUCCACACUGCAUCGGUAGUAUCGAUGGAAAGCACAUAAGACUGAUUCAACCUGCUGAUUCUGGUUCGAUGUAUUAUAACUAUAAACACUUUUUUUCAUUGGUGCUGAUGGCUGCAUGUGACGCUAAUUAUAAUUUCAUUUAUAUAGACGUCGGUGCCUAUGGGAAAAGUAGCGAUUCAGCAAUUUUCCAAGAAACUGAAUUGUAUAAGAAACUCAUAAGUAAUACUUUAAAUAUUCCAGAGCCCCUACAAAUUUCAGAAAAUAACCCAACGCUUUUCCCUUACGUAUUUAUAGGCGAUGAAGCAUUCGGGUUGAGCACAAAUAUUAUGCGUCCAUACGGAGGAAACAACCUCAGUGCCGAAAAGAAAAUUUUUAACUACAGACUAUCGAGAGCUCGCCGUUACAUCGAGUGCACAUUUGGCAUCUUAACAAAUAAAUGGAGAAUUUUCCACAGACCAUUAAAUGUCCACACAGAAUUAGCAAAAUCCAUUGUGAGAACAUGUUGUGUGUUACACAAUUUUGUACGUUCUAGAGAUGGAUAUUCAUAUGAUGAUACUCUGACAAUAAUGGGCUUUCAAACAACAACACAGCAAAAUUUCAAUAGAGGAGGGCGUGCUGCUACUACCACUCGAGAUAAUUUUACACAUUAUUUUGUAAACGAAAACCCACUUUCAUGGCAAAAUAAUUAUAUUCAUUAAUAAAUACAUACACAACUUACAACGAGCUUUUGGCUUUCCAUGUUACACCAGAAGCAUCAUGAACAUUUAUUGAUUGACAAAUUCAUUCAGAAAAAUAAAUGUUGUUUACUUACCAAA